This is a messenger RNA of Sinocyclocheilus rhinocerous, 790 nucleotides long. Its product is annotated as NADH dehydrogenase [ubiquinone] iron-sulfur protein 4, mitochondrial-like. Gene Ontology annotation, cellular component: respiratory chain complex I. The record is from RefSeq and is a predicted model, not a curated record. NCBI's taxonomy places the organism in Eukaryota, Metazoa, Chordata, Actinopteri, Cypriniformes, Cyprinidae. The transcript is spliced from 5 exons. Bases 170 to 682 code for a protein of 170 amino acids. Gene Ontology annotation, biological process: electron transport chain.
AUCAGAAACAGACACCUCUAGAGAUGCUGUAAUUUUCACUUGUAGUUCACUAAGAAUUUCAGACACUUUUAACUCAAAAGUUUGUACUCUCCCUUCAUGAAGAGAAGAAAUACGCAUCGCUUGAGUUUGGACGCUGUGUGUUGCCGUACAGCGCACAGACCAUGUCAACAUGGCGUCUUCAAUGUCAUUCGUUAGUUUAAGCCGAAUUAUCUCUCUUAACUCUGUCACAAAAAUAUUUGUGAAUCCUGCCAGGUCAAUAUGCACGUCAGGAUGGAGGCUGGCAGAACAACAGGGACAGGGAUCCCAGCUCAUCACUGUGGAUGAGAAACUGGACAUCACUACUUUGACUGGCGUUCCCGAGGAGCAUAUUAAGACCCGCAAGGUCUGUAUCUUUGUGCCCGCCCGCAAUGCCAUGCAGUCUGGCGUCAAAAAUACCCAAAAGUGGAAGAUGGAUUUUGACACCAGGGAACGCUGGGAGAACCCACUGAUGGGCUGGGCCUCCACGGCAGACCCCCUGUCCAACAUGGUGCUUACGUUCAGCACUAAGGAGGACGCUAUCACUUUCGUAGAGAAGAACGGUUGGAGUUAUGAUAUAGCAGAAAAGAGGGUCCCAAAGCUGAGAGUGAAGUCAUAUGGAGCAAACUUUUCCUGGGACAAAAGGACUAGAAGGUCGGCCAAGUAGACAUCCCGUUUCUGCCUGUCUGUGUUAUCUUUAACAGACCUGUAAAAAAUCAUAUACUCUAUGUAUCUAAUAAACUAUCUUUACAACUCUUGAGUUUUACUGUGCUUC